Aspergillus homomorphus CBS 101889 is the source of this 1170-nucleotide messenger RNA. RefSeq lists its product as uncharacterized. The record is from RefSeq and is a predicted model, not a curated record. The transcript is spliced from 2 exons. Lineage: Eukaryota; Fungi; Ascomycota; Eurotiomycetes; Eurotiales; Aspergillaceae. Bases 1 to 1170 code for a protein of 389 amino acids.
AUGAGUAGGUUCUCGAGCGCUGACAAACGUAUUCGAAUCAAAAUUGAGAGACCGGGUUCACUCGAAGGCAACUCACCACACAAGCGGCGCCUGAACCUCCCCACGCAAGAGAUAGAAGGAUGGUCGGCUCAAGAUGCGUUCCGUGAGCUCUAUCAAUUCUGGUUUGACGCGAUUGCUGAAUCUUUUAGCCUUAUCGGUGGAUUUACUCAAACCUACGAGGAGUCAGCUGGCUCUGUCACUGUGAAGGCAACACUCAAAGGAAUUCCCGGCUACCUGGGAUUCAUUGAAUACUCUAAAGUCACAAAGCGCGUCUCGUUGGUGGUCGCUGAUUACCAUCUGCUUUCGACAGAAGCUGGAACGACAGUCGAAGUCAAUAACCGAGAUUCGACAAUAGCUGGCCUCUUCAAGUUUCGGAACGAACGAAUCAAACUUGCGGCUCUAUCUCUGUGCAAAGAUGGAUGCAAGUUUUCGAUCAAUUCGCGGGACCGUUAUUGGGUUUUCGAACUGGAAGGGUCAGGCUCGCUACUCAUGUGCAAGACUGCUUGUAUGCGUGAAAGCGCUGUCGGCGAGAUUGAACGAAGAACCAAGUCUAUAUCAACUCUGAGAAGUCGUCAAUCAAAGGAUGUCUCCAUCUUCAUCAACUCAGAUACGACUCUAAUCUAUAUGGGCAUGUUUAGACAUUGGUUGACUGUCGCUCUCGACAUUUGUGACUUCUCCCUUCCGUCAGAAACCAUCACGACCGUUUAUGGGGACAUUCUGCUUGACAGGAAGUUCUCGGGCAAAGUGUUUUUACAGGGAGUUCUGCUGCCGGAAACCAAACUUGGACGCGGAAAGUUCACGUAUGGCUAUAAUCUUCAGCACGCCACAGUCUCGGGGAACAGAAGAAGCUUUUCCAGCCCUCAAGAAGAGGCUAUGCGCCUUUGCCGUAUCUGGGAGGCUGCAAUAGCGCAAAAAGCCGCUAAUGCGUUGCAGAAGUAUGUCUUUCUGCUUACCGACCGAUGUGGUCCACUUGACAUCAGCGAUGCACAAAAUCACCUCAGCGCAUCCACAGUCAAGGCAAUCUGGGCAUAUUUACGUCAUAUGGAUGGCGGUAAGAACUUCUAUCACGCCAAUAUUCCAUCUGAUGUAAGGCUACACGAAAGAAUGACUCUUGUUGGCAUGGCCGGAUGA